AUGAGAUGCCGACUGAAAGAAGAGCUCGAGAUAGCUUGGCAUAUUGCUAGUCGCAAAACAAGCAAGAGCAAAUUUACGAAGAUCCGAAAUCGAAUUCUUUCGUUAGUGGAAGAUGCCUCCGCUUCGUGUCGUGAGGUAGAACAGUUUUUCGCAGAAUUAAAAGAAUUAGAAGCGAAACUAGAAGAGACAUGCGAGAAGUUACGGUAUUUGUUUACAGUACUUAAAGCAGACGCUCGUGUGACUCAAUUAGACCAGUGGCUAGACAAGUUAUUUCACGAAGCUUUGGAGGUUAAAUCAGCUGUAGCUCGAUACUUGGACAAUCGCUCUAGCAGUAGAAAUUCGUCUGCAAGAUCUAGCAAGAAAAGCGCCGCUGUAAAAAGCAAGAUUUCGAAGUCUACAGAUAAACAACAAUCUGGUAAUUUAUUCGAAACAAUGAAGCAUGAAAUGCCUGAAUUUGAAAGGCCGACAAUGAAUAUAGAUUCAAUUGCCCAUCACAGAGAUAUAGCUAACUUAAAAGCUACUUCUAAGCGUGUUAUUCACGGACAGCAAGGAUUUCAAGACGAAGAGAACAGCGAAAAAGUUAUAACAAAUAAGACGGCAGCCUCAGGGAAAAGUAAACCAGACAAUUAUCGUGAUACGGUUGACUGGGUUGAAUCACAGCAAAAUAUUCGUGCAACAACAAAUGAAAGGUCACAACUUAACUCAAACUCGGACAGUGUAGAGAAAGAAAUACGUCAGUUAGAAGAAGAAAUUAAAACUAUUAGGGCUGCACGACAAGCGGUCAGUGAUCUUCAAAUGCCUGUAAUGACAAAUAGACAAACAAACGUAUCCUUACGUGACCACGAUAUGGUUGAACAAUCAAGUCAACCGAGAAGGAAAGCCGAAAGCAAUCUCGAAUUAUGGCGAGCUCUCAGAGACCAACGCGAGCGUCAAACACCUAUGAGAACAAAUCAGCGAAUAAAUACGCCUUUAACUGGUCCCGCAAAGGUCGAACUAUCUAGAUCUACACGAGCGGAUGAGGGGAAUAGUAACAAGUUAUCAAACCAUUUAGAACGAAUUCAUCUACCAACAUUUUCUGGCGAUAAAACCAAGUUUGAAGAAUGGAAAGCUCGAUUUACCGUGUGUGUUGAUAAAACUGACGCUUCAACAAUGCAUAAGUUAAUCCGUCUGCGAUCGCUUUUACGAGGGGAAGCGGAAGAACUUCUCGAAGGUCUUGGCUGGGAAAGCAGCGAUUAUUAUAGCGCGUGGAAAAUUCUUGAAGAUGAAUAUGGAGGAGAUGAGCGGUUUAUUAACCGUCAAAUGGAUCUUAUACGCGAUGUAAAACAAGUAAAGACUGUAGAAGAUAUUCGACAAUUUUCUCGGCGUCUAAACACAUGCGUAGUUACAUUAAAGAAUCGUCGACGGUAUGACGAGUUGGAAGCCGGUAUGUUGUAUAGUGUGGUUAAGUCGAAAUUAUCUCCAAGACUACUGGAAACAUACUAUACGUGGCUUGAUUACCAACAUCGUAGAUCUACUUUGGAAGCCCUACGAGAUUGGCUAUUGGUCUAUUCGAGACAUAAAGUGCAAGCCCAAGAAGAUGUUGAGGGUGUUCUAAAGAAUGAUCAAGAAAGAAGACCGAAUCGUCGCAAUAACACAUACGCGUCAGCACAGAACAGCAGAAAAACGACGUCUAUUUGUUUCAAAUGUAACAAGAAACAUUAUAUUUCGAACUGUUAUCGGUUCAAGUCGAUGUCCCUAAAAGCACGUUGGGAAUUUGUUCGAGAAAAGAAGUUAUGUUUUAAAUGCUUGAACUCGGGUCAUCAAAGUGUAAAAUGCGAUAAAGAUGAGACGUGUCCAAUUUCGGAAUGUCACAGUCGACAUCACCCAUUGCUCCACCGACAUCAGCCCAAAGCGAGUGGAAAGGAUAAUGUUGAACAGUCAACUACCACCGAGCAACAAAAUGAGGAACAGAGACAAAUUCAGAAUGAUCUAAGCAACGCCAAUCUACCCCCUCCACAAGAAUCCACUCCAUCCACGUCAAUGAGUAAUCAUGUAACCGAUAACGGGUCACAAUUUAUAGCACUUAGAACAGUUCCUGUCGUUCUGGUUAAUGGCAAUCAACGCAUUGUAGCCAAUGCCUUCCUUGACGAAGGAAGUACCGCUUCGUAUGUUCGAGAAGAUAUUGCUCAUAAACUUAAAUUGCAAGGAACACCUGAACAACUUCACGUUUCUACCUUAACCGGAAAGACGACGUUCAAUAGCACCCGUGUUCAAAUCAAUGUGGAAACUGGAAAGUCUUGA
Molecule: messenger RNA, 2280 nt
Organism: Paramuricea clavata
Lineage: Eukaryota; Metazoa; Cnidaria; Anthozoa; Malacalcyonacea; Plexauridae
Source: the annotation of a GenBank genome assembly